Messenger RNA from Chara braunii, 3755 nucleotides. The record is from the annotation of a GenBank genome assembly. NCBI's taxonomy places the organism in Eukaryota, Viridiplantae, Streptophyta, Charophyceae, Charales, Characeae.
GCCAGAGUUCUGUGUCCUCCCAGCGGUGGGCUUGCAUCUGGGGUGUGCACGUGUGUACAACGCUGUGAGGUUACGGUAGUGUAGCACUCAUGGCCGCCUUCAUGGGCAAGCCUGGUGCAAGCUCGGUGAUGGCUGCUGCCUUGCUUCUGACAGUCUUGAUAUCUCUGUCGUCAAAGCUUGUGAUGGGUGAAUGCAACUUCAGGGGCAGCAGAGGCCCAGCGACGAUAUCGGACGGUGAUAUUUGCUGUGAUGGACCUAUCGUCCACAACGUGGAUGGUGUGGAGAAAACGACACGUUUCGUUAACACUGGGGCCUGCGCCUAUGGUCCUUGCUCGGGUGCUAACUGGAACUAUGCCAAGUGCGGUCGGAACUUCUACACCUCAGGAAGCCGUGUCUGCAGGAGAAACCUGCACGAGCCGGUUUACGGCGAACCGGACUUCUUAGGUGCGGUGAUUACUGAGUUCGAUCUGACGGACAAUUUUACUCAGUCUUUGGUGGAAGCCUAUCGCCAGGACCAGUUUAUGUUUGAGAUCAUACGCAGACUUGAGGCAAAGGAUAAGAAGACUUCCGCCGAGUUUGAGUUGGUCAAUGGCUUGUUGUUCCUAGAGAAGGCAGGGAAUAAACGCUUGUGCAUUGCAAAUAGCGAGUCUUUGCGUAGUUUAUUUUUAGGWGAAUGUCAUGAUACCACCGGCCAUUUUGGGUAUAAGAAGACCGCAGGCAACGUGUUGCAGCGGUUCUGGUGGCCCACAAUGAUGCGAGAUGCGCAACUGUAUGUGGAGACUCGUCAAGUCUGUCAACGGGACAAGCCACAUACUCAGGCUCCUUUUGGGCUCCUGAAGCCCCUUCCGAUUCCGGAACGGCCUGGUGAGAGUCUGUUCAUGGAUUUCAUGGAUACUCUGAUCACCAACAAGAGUGGAGUGCGUCACAUCUUCGUCAUCAUGGAUAGAUUUAGUAAGUAUGCUAGGUUAGUAGCCAUGCUAGAAACAGCAAAAACGGAUUACGUGAUUAGAAUGUUUAAAGAGAACUGGGUCAGGGACUUUGGUCUACCGAAGUCCAUUGUUAGUGACAGGGAUGUCAUGUUUACCAACGAGUUGUGGAAGGCCGCUGCUGCAGAACAGGGCACUCAGUUGCAAAUGACUUCUGGGAAUCACCCAGAGGCCAACGACCAGGCUGAGCAACUGAACUGCAUUGUACAACACCUGUUGAGGCAUUACAUCAAGCCCAACCAGGUGGACUGGGAUGAGAAGCUUGCUCUCAUCGCCAGUCUGUAUAACAAUGCGGUACACAGCGCCACUGGGGUGAGCCCGAACAGUCUGCUACUGACUUUCAAGCCUAGACUACCGUUGGAUUUCCUUCUUCCUGAGAAUCAGUCAACUGCUGCACCUGGUACAUUAGAGUUUGCUUACCGCUAUGAACUGAAGAUGCAGCAGGCGGUAGAACAGAUGCAAAAGGCACAGGCCGCGAUGAUAGAGUCCGAAAACAGACACCGUCGGCCUUCUACAUUUCAGGUUGGGGAUAGAGUCUGGGUUAAGUCUUCAGAACUGGGACAGGAGUACGGGAUAUCCCGCAAACUCAUGUCUCAGUACUUUGGACCUUGGAAAGUCUUGGACAUCGUCGGGACAGAUCUGGAUGGUCCAUCAUACGUUAUCCGGAUUCCUAGUCAUCUCUGUACUUACCCUGUCUUUCACGCCUCCAAGCUGGCACCUUUCAAAGAGACUGACCAGUUUCCAUCUCGUCGCUCAAUGCUGCCCCCAACCAUGGACGGAGAGGUGGACAUCGAUGAUAUUGUGGAUCACAGAGAGUUGCCGGUAUCCAGACCAGCAGGCAGGGGACGUCCUCCAAAACCGAAGCUGCAGUACCGCGUUCGGUUCCGACAUCACAUUGAUCCAAAGGAGGACCGCUGGUCGAUGAGGCAACAGGAGAGCGGUCGGAGGGCAAUGUGCAGAAAAGGAAGCGACGAUCUUCAACAAGUCCAACGGCGAGGGCGGAUAAGCGCGCUGCGAAGAAACUCACUGUCGCCGAAAGGGUCGCUGUCAACUAGAACGACAAAAGCGGAGAAACGUCCACCGAAAAGAAAGCAGAUGGUUGAUGAGGAUGGCUCUGGAGAGGAUGCCGAAGGGGUUCCUCCUAAAGCUCUGUCGGAACAGAGAAAACCUUUCGCCAACACCCGUGAUGAAGCCAUCGAUACAACACUGUGCUUCUUCUUGGAGUUCGAUGAAGAUGGGUUUGCGAAGAAGAAACGGGAACACAUUGAAGUGGAUGUCACGAAGAUCUUGCCAAUUCCUGAAGGUGAAAUCCUCUUCAACCACAGAACAUUGGACGAAACGUUGAUGCAGUCCAUAUAUGAUGCGAUCCAUAAUGCGGCCAAGGAAACUAACUGCAAGUGGGAUAUCAUGACUUUCAUCCUGGCUCCCAUUGUGCCCAACGGGGAUGGGUCUCAAGGCAGACGGAUCACACCGAAGCAAUUCGACAAAAGGAAAUGGGAAACGUUCAUGAACGCCGCAUGCAAAAUGACACCUGAUUCCGGUUUCAUGAACUCGUCCCUGGAGAAUGAGUACAACAAGGACUGCACGAACAAGAUGCGCGGAUACAUGAAUCUUGCGCAGUGCGGCGAGAAGGUAUGGCCACUAGUACAGAAAUUCUUUGACAUGUACGAGAAAGGGCUAUUGCCGAGAAUCAACGGUGUGAGAUACAUCGACCUGUCGGGGAAAGUGGAAGGGAGGCUGCCUGGGCAAUACUUCCUCAAGGACAACUUCAACAAAAAAGUCAUGUUCCACUGCAUCAAGGCCAGAAAGGGGCCACCAGGCGCAAUGGUGUCUAUACUUGACUUGACGCCUUCAAUCUUCAAGCAGUUCGGCGAUAUGACAGCAAGAGAGAAGCAAGUGGCGCUUCACCACAUGAUGCUUGGUGAUGUCAUCGUGUCAUCAUGUGCGGUUGUUCAUGGUAGAUGCAAUAUGGCGGACUUGGUGAAAUAUACUCGGCGUGAAAGGUAUAUUGUCCGUAUCUUCAACUACAUAUUGUUCAAGGCCGAGGGAAGGUCAAAAGAAGAGUGGAACGCUGACUUCUUCAUUGGUUAUACGACCAUCUUGGAGAGGUACAACAAAAGCGGUCUGACUGACGACAAAUGGACCGAGAAACGCGACCCCAUCCCUGACAACAAGGCGAGGAAGGUGUCGAGGCGUUUGGGCAGUCCUGAUGAGGAAAAUAGUGAGAACGGUGCGGGACAGGAGGCAACCCAAGACAUGUACAAGGAAGCCCCGUUCCACCUCAAGUGUUUCAUUUGCGAGGCGAUCGACUACUUGGACGACCUGAGAGCGGAGGUUAAUCGAAUACCCUCCAGUGCUUGUCACAUCUUUUGGGAAGUGGGGAAGAGGAUUACCACGCUCCUGCCAUUUGAAAUCAAACCGAAGGGAGUGCUCACCGAUAACGAGGAGGUUGUUGGUACGGCGAGGGGGAUGAAGCUACGGGCAACCUCAUGACAUGCUGUGGCGAAAAUUGGGCCUUGAUCAUUUUUGCGUCGAUGAAGCACCAGAAACAGGUCGUGCAGAGUGUGUACAAGUGGGAUGAUGUUGAGGUGCUCAUUGGGUCAUGAUACAGACACUACACACCUUCGACCACCUUGAAAAAGUACGGCAACAUUGCAGUUCGGUACACUGACAUGAUGACUAUUGUCCUCCACGCCGAGAACGACAAUUCGGACAAUAUAACGGAUGCGCCGAAAUUGCGAGCCGAGUUGAUAAAUUUGAACGUUGAAG